AUGGACGCGGUUAUCAAUGGAAUCCUGUUCGCCGCCGUCGAUCCACCAAAUGUUCGAAUUCAGCGACCAAAAUGGAUGGAGCUCCCUUCACCGAUGACAGUCUUUAUCUUUGUACUCGGGACAUACUUCCUCGUCACUGGCGGUGUCAUCUACGAUGUGAUUAACGAGCCCCCAAGCGUCGGUUCUACAACGGAUGAACGAGGAUUUCAACGUCCGCAAGCCAUUCUCCCGGGCCGAAUCAAUGGACAAUACAUUAUGGAAGGACUUGCUGCGGCAUUCAUGUUUACGCUUGGAGGAGUCGGCUUCAUUUUGCUCGACAAGGUCAAUGAACCUCAACUACAGAGAAAAACACGAUUGGCGCUGGUUGGCACUGCUUUUGGUUGUGUUGAAAUGACGAGGAUCAUCACUUCCGAAGAGGUCUCCCAACACAACUCGAAAUCCUCGGCUUGGGUUAUCAUCAAGGGAAAAGUCUACGAUGUUUCGAAGUUCCUUGACGAACAUCCUGGCGGCCCUGAAGUUCUUUUGGAACAAGCUGGAAAGGAUGCCACUGUUCCUUUUCUCGACGUGGGUCACUCCUCUGAUGCUCAACAAAUGUUAAACGAUUACUUGAUUGGUGAGCUACAGGGUGGAUCAAAGGUCAAUCCAUCCGUUCCCGCAAAGCCAUCACAAAAGUCCGAAAAAGACUCUUCAUUGAAGGAUGUGCUCCUAUCACCCACAUGGACGAAUUUUUUGAUUCCAACUUUCGUCGGUUUCCUCGUUUAUGCUCUCUACAAAAGCGCCGUGCGUGCAUUCUCG
Mesorhabditis belari is the source of this 795-nucleotide messenger RNA. The record is from the annotation of a GenBank genome assembly. Lineage: Eukaryota; Metazoa; Nematoda; Chromadorea; Rhabditida; Rhabditidae.